Maylandia zebra (zebra mbuna) is the source of this 1293-nucleotide messenger RNA. Lineage: Eukaryota; Metazoa; Chordata; Actinopteri; Cichliformes; Cichlidae. The record is from RefSeq and is a predicted model, not a curated record.
AUGGCAGUGCAGGUCCUGGUGUCAGGUGCAGCUCCGAAGCCACUCAUUCAUGUCCUGAAAAUCACAGAGGACGAGGCGCGGCUGAAGUGUGAGGUCAGAGGUGCUUCUCCAAAGCCUAAAGUAGAGUGGAGGGACAGCGAUGGGAACAUCCUUCCUGCUGAGGAGCCACAGGUGUCACGCACAGGAGAGCGCUAUGACAUCACCCUCCUCACCACGGUGACCAGGACAAACAUCAGCCCCUUCCACUGUGUAGCCACACAGGAGGAGAUCGGCCAUGUGACUGAGGAUAAGCUCUCCGUCGCUUUCUGUGGUGCAGCUCCAAAGCCUUUUGUUGGGAUCCUGAACAUCACGGAGUACAGGGUGCAGCUGAGGUGUGAGGUCAGAGGUGCGUCUCCAAAGCCUAGAGUGGAGUGGAGGGACAGCCAUGGAAACAUCCUUCCUGCUGAGCAGCCACAGGUGUCACACAGAGACGGCCGCUAUGACAUCACCCUCCUCACCACGGUGACCAGGACAAACACCAACAUCUUCCACUGCGUGGCCACACAGGAGGAGAUCGGCCAUGUGACUGAAGAAGAGAUCCACGUUCCAGAUCAGCUGUUCGAGUCCUGCGAUGGAGUCGGGCGAGGAACCGUCGUGGUGGUUGUAUCUGAAGGAAACUACAUCAUCUUGCCGUGCUCGCUCAGCUCCCAGGAGAGCCUCGUACGAACGCGCUUUCACUGGAAGAAAGACGAUGAGCGGGAGGUGUUUGUGUACGACGCCGGCCUCCAUCAUAAUAACAGACGUUCAGGUCAAGACGAGCACUUCAGAGGACGCGUGUCACACUUUUCAGACCAGCUGAAGUUUGGUAACGCCUCCAUCAUCCUCAGAAACACCAAGGUGGCCGACAGUGGAGGCUACACCUGUGAUUUUCCAUUUCAUCAGCCGGACAGAGAAACAUUUAACGUCACCCUGGUUGUUGGUGCAGCUCCGAAGCCGUUUGUUGGGAUCCUGAACAUCAGCGAGGUCGGGGUGCAGCUGAAGUGUGAGGUCAGAGGUGCUUCUCCAAAGCUGAGAGUAGAGUGGAGGGACAGCGAUGGGAACAUCCUUCCUGCUGAGGAGCCACAGGUGUCACACAGAGACGGCCGCUAUGACAUCACCCUCCUCACCACGGUGACCAGGACAAACACAAACCACUUCCUCUGUGUAGCCACGCAGGAGGAGCUCAGCCACCGAGCUGCUGACGAGAUCUUUGUUCCAGGUUUGAUUCCCGCUCAUCAUGUUUCCAUCUGUGAUGCUGAUGUUUGUAUGUUUUAA